CGGAGCCCCAGGCACUUACAGUAGAGGAGGCACCUAGAGUGGCAACAGAUUGGAGCCAUGCCUUCUGCAUACAGAGGGAAGAAAAGAAUUCCGCUUCCGAAAAGAAAGCAGCUCAAGGGUAGGAAGCCUCGGCCUGUAAAGAAGACGUGCCAUUUCAGACGUGGAGCGCAGGCAAAGCCAAAGCCGGUCAAGAAGAUUGGAAAAAGGAAGCCGAACUCCCCCGCCCUGAAUGAUUCCAAGACCCUGCAACAACUUCGAAAGGACAACAUGUACAUGACCACCAAGGCCAAAGGGAUAAUGAUUUCUUUUGUAAAGAACCUCUACAAAUGGGUCUCCAUUGAAGCCGAGCGCCUGAGGAGGGAGAAGAAUCGCCCCAGCAUUGGUUUCAUCGAAAUGCGGACAGCCCUGAGGAGCGUUAUGCCAGGGAAAUGUAAUAAAUGCAGAGGAAGCACCCCAAAAGGUGGGGGCCCUCGCUUUCUGAAGACCUCCUAAAGAAAAACCCCUCCCCUUCACCCUGGGGUGAGGAAGAACUAAUAAAAAGGGAGAAGGGAGAGGAAUAUAUCAGAAGCACCCCAAACCCCCAAACCCCCAAACCCCCAUCUUAUAUUGCCAAGAAAAUAUAACCCUCAUAAUAUGGCAGUUCUUCAACAAUGGGAUGGAGUUGGAAGGAGGAAAGUUGGAUGAACCAGUGGAGCUCAGGUUAAAUAUAUAACUGUACCACUGCACUGCAGCAAACUUCACAAGCCCUUACCAAACAUUCCACCACCACCCUUUGGCCCGAGCAAGUGGGAGAACUUCCAUAAUGGGUAAAGACAGACAAGCAUGUUAUACGUAAGCGAGAGAGAGAAUUGUCUAUGAAUCAAAGAUCAUAACAUGCAGAACGGACAGGAGCUAAUGCAUUCUUUUGUAUUAGAGAUGUGAGAGAUUUUCCAUCCUUUAAAACUGAAGAAUUGUAUUGUGAGUUGUUAUUCUGAGGGCAUUAUAAUAAAAAGUGGAUUUUUGAAUAUUU
Molecule: messenger RNA, 1009 nt
Organism: Podarcis lilfordi (Lilford's wall lizard)
Lineage: Eukaryota; Metazoa; Chordata; Lepidosauria; Squamata; Lacertidae
Source: the annotation of a GenBank genome assembly